AUGUUCCGCUACAUACGCCCCCAUAGGAGUCUUGCUUCCACAGGUCCAAAAUUACACACAAGGCCUUUUCUUUCUCUAAGCAGGUUGCCCUUGAGUUUGGAGGCGAAAAGGCAGGCGGGAGAAGUCACAAAUAUCCAGCCGGUUCGGUUUCAAAAAGCAAAAUGGGCCUGGGCAAAGAAUGUUGGCAUCGUGAUUAUCACGACUGUCGUCUGCACCAAUAUUUAUUCGUUUUUCGUUCUCGAACCCCUCGUGCGAAAAGUUGUUGAGGCUGGAGAGCACAUACCCAAAGAGCAUUUGGAGAACUCAACCGAGCCCUAUUUCAUCCCACUCCCCGGGACGACAAAACAACACCCGCCUAUGCCGUACCGUGGAACCGAUCCGGAAUGGCUCGAGUUCGUGAAGUUUAACAAAGACAAGAACAUGUCGCAAAAAGUGCGAGACGAGCUCGCAGCUUACGUCGCCCAUGUCGCCGCUCUGCACCCUAUGUUGUCAGUACGCUGUGGAAAAGAUAUGAAGCUAAGAAGAUAUUGGCUUGAUGUGGAUUUCCCUCAGCACGCACCGCCCAUAUUUGACAGGAAAGGUCUUGAAAUAGGAGUAAAGGACAGCGGAGAGGGCUACAUAGCUAUAAAACGCCGGCCUGUCGACUCAGUGACUGUAGGCAGUAUCCGGAAUGCAAUGUGGCCGAAGGCCUUGGCAAUCUCAUUCUGGAGUCUCACAAAGGUCCUAGUCACCGACGAAUCGAGGCGGCUUGCCAGCGCGCUCGGACUGAAAUCUGGCACUCCCCCUCCAGCGAUUGACCAGUUGGUAACUCAAAAUCAGAAACUAUUGAAGGGCCCCCCUCAAGUCCCCCAGCUUCCUACCAGCGACGCCCCACCACCCAAGGCUUUGGAUGGUGGCGCGAAGCCCGCAUUGAUGGGGAAAGGCUCAGAAUUGGGGAAAGGGACGGAAGGAGCGCAAUUAACCAGCGCCAUUCAGGCAUACUUCGUCAAGCCCAUCGCAGCAUUUAAAACCAAACUGGCGCAGACAUGGCGGCCCGCCCCGCUGUUACCUGCCAGAGGGAGCAUUUUAGUGUCUGGCAUGGUGGAACUCGACUGUCCGAACGCAUGGCUUGUUUUUGAUGUCAAGGCAGCGUGGGACCCCAAGAAGAAAGAAUACGAUCACGCGGGUAUGCUAAUCCAGCUGCGGAGAAUGCAAUUCAAAAAACAGGCCCCCCGGCCCUGA
Drepanopeziza brunnea f. sp. 'multigermtubi' MB_m1 is the source of this 1221-nucleotide messenger RNA. RefSeq lists its product as uncharacterized. Lineage: Eukaryota; Fungi; Ascomycota; Leotiomycetes; Helotiales; Drepanopezizaceae. The record is from RefSeq and is a predicted model, not a curated record.